UCUUUUUCUACACUUGUAAGCUUUCCUCUUUUGUGUCACUCCUCGAUUCUCGAGCUGGGUCAUCGCCGUUUGAUCUCGAAACUUUUCUACAGGCAAGUAAAAAUUUAAAACGUCUAAAACGAUUAAAUCAGACUUUUCCACCCUUCUCGUUUUUGGCUUUUCUCGAUUUUCUUUUUCUCAUGAUUUGAAGCUGAGAUUUUGCGAGAUCUGGUAAUUUAUUUUAUUUUUUGUGUGUUUGUUCCCUGUUUUGCUCUCUUGGAUUCUGGGGUGGGCUUGAUUUUCUUGAUUAUUUAUAAUUUCGAGAGAAAAAGUAGGUAGCUUUAUUGAUAAUCUUGGUUUUUCACUGUGUGUUGUGGGGGUUGUUUGUUUUCUAAGUUUGUGUUUAAAUAAGUCUUUGCCCAUCAUAAUUAUUAGUGGGAUUGUUGUCUACUGAGUUGUUAAAGUCUUCAAGCUGCUUCUACUGGUUUAACUUAUUGAAUCGUCAUCAUGAACUCUCCUCAAUCAGCCCUGUCACCUUUGAAGAACUCUGUCAUUAAUGAGCCUCAGAAGCACACUUCAGAUCUAUUUAUAAGGAACCCUGGUUACUUGUCCAAGGUAAAUGAGGCGCAAAAGAACGGAACCAAUAUGUAUAAUGACGAAAGCUUCAUAGGUGCUGUUGAGGUGUUUGUACAUCAAGCUAGAGACAUCCACAAUAUAUGCAUAUAUCAAAAGCAAGAUGUAUAUGCUAAGCUCUGUCUCACCAAUGAUCCUGAAAAUGCUGUCUCAACACAGAUUAUUAAUGGUGGCGGGAAAAAUCCCGUGUUCAAUCAGAAUCUCCGUCUUAAUGUCAAGAAGAUUGACACUUCAAUCAAAUGUGAGAUAUGGAUGCUCAGCAGAGUGAAGAAUUAUCUUGAAGACCAGCUUCUAGGGUUUGCGUUGGUGCCACUUUCUGAAGUAGUUAUGAGAAACGGGAAGCUAGAGAAGGACUUCUCCCUCUCUUCAACUGAUCUUUUCCAUUCCCCAGCAGGGUUUGUUCAGUUGUCCCUCUCCUACAGUGGGGCAUCACCAGAUGUUAUGGCAAUUUCCGCACUUUCCAAUUCCGUGCCCGAUGCAGAAGUUCCAGAUUCCCUUGCUAGUGCUUUUAGUAAGCUCGAGUUUCCCGAUCCCACUAUAGCAAAUGAGAAUCAUAUGAUGGUUUCAGAGUAUUAUGGGAUCCCAUGUUCUAAUAUUGACUCGCAAAGCUCUGACAGUUUGGAGUCCAGUGACACUGAUAAUAACCUUAAUUCCGAGACUGGGGCAGACUUGGUCGAAAACAGUUCAACAGAAACUAUCUGUUCCAAUGCAAUUCCAAAGCAUGAUACUCCUCCAAGCAGUGUAUCAACCAAUGGAUCACCAUCUGCUUCGGUACCUGCAAGCUGUCAGUCUUCUGAUUCGCCAAGAAACUCAAAAUCUCCAAGUGAGGAAUGCAUUUCACCUCCUAAAGAUGAUCAAAAAGAAAAAGCUGCCGAAUCUGGAGACACUGUGAGUGAUUCAACUGGAGGCAUAGCUGGAAAUACAUUUGCCAAACCUGUCGUCUCCAUAAAAAUUGAACCUGAGAAAAAAGUGGAACAACAGGAUUUUGUUAACAUGUACAUGAAAAGCAUGCAGGAAUUUACUGACUCCUUGGCAAAGAUGAAGCUCCCAUUGGAUGGUGGAAGUGGGACAACCAGUUCCGGAGAUUCAAGUACAGAUCAGAACUUGCAGGGAUCAACCACUCCUAGUUCCCGAGUUUUCUAUGGGAGCAGGGCUUUCUUCUGAGCUUACUGUUACACUAAUCAAGACGACGUUAUGCAGGUGACUCUAGACUAGGUUCGAGACUGCUGCAUGGUGCUAGUAUGUAGUAUGUUUUCAUGCAUUAUGGUUUUAUGUUGGGAUGUUUUAGCUAAUAUAAAGUGUUUGACUUGUAUGUGUGUGCAACUUACAAGCUAGUAAUCGGAUGAUGUGAUUAACUUUUUAAA
Daucus carota subsp. sativus is the source of this 1976-nucleotide messenger RNA. RefSeq lists its product as uncharacterized. The coding region runs from base 487 to 1776 and encodes 429 amino acids. The record is from RefSeq and is a predicted model, not a curated record. Lineage: Eukaryota; Viridiplantae; Streptophyta; Magnoliopsida; Apiales; Apiaceae. The transcript is spliced from 2 exons.